AUGCAUGAUCUGAUUAAUGAUUUGGCUCAAUCAGUUGCCAAAGAUAUAUGCUUCAGAGUGAAGGGUGACAAGGCAUUGAACGUUUCCAGUCAUGCUCGCCAUUCAUCUUACAUUGGAGGUAGGAAAGACAGAAUUAAAAAGUUCCAAGUCUUUUACGGAAAGAAGGGUUUAAGAACCUUCCUACCGCUGAAGAUGCCUCAAGGGUGGAGGUAUAUCUCUAAUCAAGUUCUCAACUUUAAGAUGGAGGAGAUAACGAAAUCAAUUUUGCGAUCAGUUAGUUCUGAAUCUUCUAAUGCUGGAGAUGAUUUGAAUAAGCUUCAAACAGAAUUGGAGAAGAAGCUGGUGGAGAAAAAACUACUUCUGAUUUUGGAUGAUUUUUGGCUUCAAAACUAUGAUGAUUGGAGUCGUCUAAUAUCCCCUUUUGGCGUAGGAACUACGAUUGUUGUGACAACACGUGAUAAAACUGUUUCAUCAAUGGUGGGUACUAUCCCAGAUUACAAGCUGCCAACGUUGUCAGAUGAUGAUUGCAUUUCUAUAUUAACUCAACAUGCAUUAGGAGCAAAAGAUUUUAGUGGGCAUCCAAACUUGGGAGAAUUUGUUGUACAGAUUGCGAAAAGGUGCAAGGGUUUGCCCUUGGCAGCUAAGACCAUUGGAGGCCUUUUGCGCAAUAAGGUGGACAUUGGUAAAUGGAAAGAGAUACUAAAAAGUGAGAUUUGGAAUUUACCAGAAGAGAGGAGUAACAUAUUUCAAGCUUUACGAUUAAGCUAUCAUCAUCUUCCUGCAGAUCUAAAGCGAUGUUUUGCUUACUGUGCCUUACUCCCCAAAGACUAUGAAUUUACCGAGGAAGAAAUAGUCUUGUUAUGGAUGGCAGAAGGCUUUCUGCGAGUGGAAGCUACAAAGCAAAUGAAGAUUUGGGUCAUGAUUGCCAAAGAUAUAUGCUUCAGAGUGGAGGGUGACAAGGCAUUGAACGUUUCCAGUCAUGCUCGCCAUUCAUCUUACAUUGGUGGUAGGAAAGACAGAAUUAAAAUGUUCCAAGUCUUUUACGGAAAGAAGGGUUUAAGAACCUUCCUACCGUUGAAGAUGCCCGAAGGGUGGAGGUAUAUCUCUAAUCAAGUUCUCAGUGAGUUGUUGCCAGAAUUUAAAUACUUAAGGGUGUUUUCUUUACAAGGGUGCUACCUGACGGAGUUUCCCAAUAUUAUUGGAGAUUUGGUGCAUCUGCGUUAUCUAAAUUUUUCUGGCACUAUAAUCAAAACUCUACCGGAUUCAAUAUGCAAGCUUUACAAUUUAGAGACCUUGCUGUUGCGGGGUGUUCUCGUCUUGAAGAGUUUCCUUCUGAAAUGA
This is a messenger RNA of Durio zibethinus, 1341 nucleotides long. The record is from RefSeq and is a predicted model, not a curated record. Lineage: Eukaryota; Viridiplantae; Streptophyta; Magnoliopsida; Malvales; Malvaceae.